Drosophila grimshawi is the source of this 1294-nucleotide messenger RNA. RefSeq names its product WD repeat domain phosphoinositide-interacting protein 3. Gene Ontology annotation, molecular function: protein binding; phosphatidylinositol-3,5-bisphosphate binding; phosphatidylinositol-3-phosphate binding. Gene Ontology annotation, biological process: protein localization to phagophore assembly site; nucleophagy; protein lipidation. Gene Ontology annotation, cellular component: extrinsic component of membrane; phagophore assembly site membrane; cytosol. The transcript is spliced from 4 exons. The coding region runs from base 167 to 1189 and encodes 340 amino acids. NCBI's taxonomy places the organism in Eukaryota, Metazoa, Arthropoda, Insecta, Diptera, Drosophilidae. The record is from RefSeq and is a predicted model, not a curated record.
CUUUUUCAAAUUUGCGCUGCAUGAAGUUGGCUGCGCCCUGUUAAAUGCGUCUCGCCAGCCCUGGUGCAAAUGCAUUAAAAAAAAUAAAUAGGGAAUCAUCACGCAUCAUUUGUAGUGCUAAUAAUUUAUAAAAAGCAUUAAGCAUUGAGAGUGCAGCCACAUUAUUAUGAAUUUGACGGAGCAGAAUCCGUAUGGCAAUGGGCUGCUCUAUGCUGGCUUCAACCAGGAUCAAGGAUGUUUUGCUUGUGCCACAGACACCGGAUUUCGGGUGUACAAUUGUGACCCACUAAAGGAAAAGGAACGUCAAUACUUUCCCGAAGGUGGUCUCAGCCAUGUAGAAAUGCUGUUCCGAUGCAAUUAUUUGGCGCUUGUUGGCGGCGGCAUUCGUCCAUUGUAUCCGCCCAAUAAAGUGAUUGUUUGGGAUGAUCUACGUAAAUCGCCGGCCAUCUCGUUGGAAUUCAAUCAGCCAGUGCGCGCCGUUCGUCUGAGACGCGACCGGAUUGUCGUCGUGCUAGAGGGAGUGAUCAAGGUGUAUACAUUCACACAGCAGCCACAGCAGUUGCAUGUGUUCGAGACAAGCGCCAAUCCGAAUGGCCUGUGCGUCCUCUGUCCGCACAGCAAUAAGAGUCUGCUCGCAUUCCCGGGUCGGCGUACCGGUCACGUACAAAUCGUCGAUCUUGCCAACACGGAGCGUGCCCCCUUGGAGGUAAUUGCGCAUGAGGCAGCCAUCAGUUGCAUUGCAUUGAAUUUGCAAGGCACUCGCCUGGCCACAGCCGGCGAGAAGGGCACACUUAUACGCAUUUUCGAUACGGAGAACGGCAAAAAGGUGUCCGAAUUGCGACGCGGCAGCAAUCAUGCAAACAUAUUCUGUAUCAAUUUCAAUCAUCAAUCGACCAUGAUUGUUGUUGCCUCAGAUCAUGGAACCAUACAUGUCUUCAAUUUGGAGGACAACAAGCAGCGCGAAUCAUCGCUACCGAUAAUACCCAAGUAUUUCUCAAGUCAAUGGAGCUUCGUUAAAUUCUCCAUACCGCAGGGACCUCGCUGUAUUUGUGCCUUUGGCGCCGAUUCAAAUUCGGUUGUGGCCAUUUGCGCGGAUGGUCACUAUUAUAAAUUCCUAUUCAAUACCAAGGGUGAAUGUAGUCGUGAUGUUUGCACGCAGUUCCUGGAACUGCAGGAUGACGAAACUUAAAGUUGAACAAUUAUUGUGUGGCGCCCCCAUAUAAGCUUACAUAUUAACGAUAUCUACAUAUAAUAUACAAAAUAUAUAUAUAUAUAUGAAAAAUGUGUUAUACAA